Molecule: messenger RNA, 1250 nt
Organism: Pundamilia nyererei
Lineage: Eukaryota; Metazoa; Chordata; Actinopteri; Cichliformes; Cichlidae
Gene: thap11
Product: THAP domain containing 11
Exons: 1
Coding region: 3-833 (276 amino acids)
Biological process (GO): regulation of transcription by RNA polymerase II
Cellular component (GO): nucleoplasm
Molecular function (GO): RNA polymerase II cis-regulatory region sequence-specific DNA binding
Source: RefSeq, a predicted model, not a curated record
AUAUGCCUGGGUUCACCUGCUGUGUCCCCGGCUGCUACAACAACUCGCACCGGGACCGGGAACUGCGCUUCUACACGUUUCCUAAGGACACCGCUCUCAGAGAGCAGUGGCUGAGGAACAUCUCCCGGGCCGGGGUCAGCGGCUGCUUCAGCACCUUCCAGCCGACUACGGGGCAUCGAGUCUGCAGCGUGCAUUUCGCCGGCGGGAGGAAAACCUACAGCAUCCGGGUGCCGUCCCUCUUCCCUCUGCGAGGGGUGAAUGAGCGCAGGAGUCGGCGGGGCAGAGGCAGGAAAGUAUCCGCGGCGGUUCCCGCGCCCGCCGCAGCUGCGACCUCCGGAAUUGUUGUCACCAGCUCCGUGCUGGGCAGCACCGCAGAAGGAGCCGAGGCCAACGCAGGCGGGGAAGCGAGCGACGACAGCAUCACCGUGGUGCAGAUUGGCCAAAACGGGGAGUACUUGGGCACCGCGCGACUGCCCGUCCAAACGGAGGGGACAUCUUACACGGGGCAGGUCGGCGGUACAGCCGAGGUAACGGCUGGCGACUCACAGGUGGACACCUCAUCCGCGGCGGCACCGGUGCAGUAUGUCAGCGUGACCAGCAGCCCGCUGGACCACUCGUACUCUCUGACCACUGGCACCACGUCGGCCGAGCUACUGAGGAAGCUGAACGAGCAGCGGGACAUCAUCGCGCUCAUGGAGGUAAAGAUGAAGGAGAUGAAGGCGACCAUCCGCCAGCUCCGGGUGGCGGAGGCCAAGCUGCAAGAGGAAGUGCGGGAACGGGACCGGUUGCUGUACGGCCACACGGUGGCUGCUAACGUUCGGAAGAAAAUCUGAUGGGAUGGGUGAACAUCCCCGGAGACGAGCAGAUAUACAGACUCAGACUGACGGAGAGCAGAUGGACAGCAGAUCCAGCCCCGAUUUCUACGAAACUGAGAGCGAUGACAAUUUAUUUUCAAGUAGAGCUUAUUUUUAUUUUUAUUUGCGUUUAAUUUUUUUUGUAGGCUGGCUAGUUGAUGUAGCUGAUAGUAAUAAACUUACUGCUAAUCUAAUUGAAACAUGCACAGUCUGCCUCUGGUCUGCAGCCAAACCAAGAUCACAUGAAUCCAUUCAGACAAGACUCGUAGUUUGCACAGACUCACAUUUCCGACUUAUUUAUGACGGGACAGACUGAGGGGACACCGGCGAAGGACAUGCUCAAAACUGCCUAGCUGCAUAAAAUGUUUUUUGUCCUUAGGCUGUUUUUGUUUUGUU